Molecule: messenger RNA, 2780 nt
Organism: Felis catus (domestic cat)
Lineage: Eukaryota; Metazoa; Chordata; Mammalia; Carnivora; Felidae
Gene: MAN1C1
Product: mannosidase alpha class 1C member 1
Exons: 12
Coding region: 226-2127 (633 amino acids)
Biological process (GO): N-glycan processing; carbohydrate metabolic process
Cellular component (GO): Golgi membrane; extracellular exosome; endoplasmic reticulum
Molecular function (GO): mannosyl-oligosaccharide 1,2-alpha-mannosidase activity; calcium ion binding
Source: RefSeq, a predicted model, not a curated record
GCCCUUGCGCCCCCGCCUCGGCGCGGGGGGACGCGCCCCCAAACUCCUUGAACUUCAGGGGCGGCCCCCGAAGCGGCGAAACUCUCAGGGACCCCCACCCCGGGCGGCGCCCCUCGACGACCUCCCCGCGCCAAACCCCCUGCCGGCCAGUGCCUGCUCUCCGAGGGCCUCGGGGUGGGGGGGCCCGGCCGGAGCUGACCGGCCCCAUCCCCGCGCCAGGCCACGAUGCUCAUGAGGAAAGUGCCCGUCUUCGUCCCGGCCUCCCCGUGGGGGCUGCGGCUGCCGCAGAAGUUCCUCUUCCUUCUCUUCCUCUCGGGCCUCGUCACCCUGUGCUUCGGGGCGCUCUUCCUGCUGCCCAACUCCUCUCGCCUCAAGCGCCUCUUCCUGGCCCCCCGGACCCAGCAGCCCGGCCUGGAGGUGGUGGCCGAAGUCGCCGGCCACCCCCUGGCCCGCGAGCAGGAGUCGCCUCCCAACCCGGCCCCCGCCGUGCCAGCCCCGGGUGAGGACGACGCCAGCAGCCAAGCCAAUGCCCGGCGCCGGAAAGGGUGGCUGCGGCGCACCCACCCCACCGGGACGCGCGAAAUGGCCACGGCGGCCCGGAGCAGCGGCAGCGCGGCCCUCAGACCCCAGGAGCCGAGCAUUCCGUUUAGCUUUGACUUCCACGCGUUCCAGAGCCGCCUCCGGCACCCGGUCCAGGGGACUAGGGCGGAUGAGAGUAAGGAGCCCCAGAGCCUAGUUCGAGCCCAGCGGGAGAAAAUCAAGGAGAUGAUGCAGUUCGCCUGGCAGAGCUACAAGCGUUACGCGAUGGGGAAAAACGAGCUCCGGCCACUCACGAAAGACGGCUACGAGGGCAGCAUGUUCGGAGGCCUCAGCGGGGCAACCAUCAUUGACUCCCUAGACACCCUCUACCUCAUGGAGCUGCAGGACGAGUUCCAGGAGGCCAAGGCUUGGGUUGAAGAGAACUUCCACCUGAACGUGAGUGGAGAAGCAUCCUUGUUUGAGGUGAACAUCCGGUACAUCGGGGGACUCCUCUCAGCCUUCUACCUGACGGGAGAAGAGGUGUUCCGAAUCAAGGCCAUCAAGCUGGGAGAGAAACUCCUGCCCGCCUUCAACACCCCCACGGGAAUCCCAAAAGGUGUUGUGAACUUCAAAAGCAGCUCCAACAGGAGCUGGGGCUGGGCCAUGGCAGGGAGCAGCAGCAUCCUGGCGGAGUUCGGGUCCUUGCACUUGGAGUUCUUACACCUCACCGAGCUCUCUGGCAACCAGGUGUUCGCAGAAAAGGUCAGGAACAUCCGGAAGGUCCUCAGGAAGAUUGACAAGCCCUUCGGCCUCUACCCCAACUUCCUCAGCCCAGUGAGCGGAAACUGGAUGCAACACCACGUCUCGGUUGGAGGACUCGGGGACAGUUUUUAUGAAUAUUUGAUCAAAUCCUGGUUGAUGUCGGCCAAGACAGAUGUGGAGGCUAAAGAUAUGUACUAUGAAGCCUUGGAGGCAAUAGAGACCCACCUGCUGAAUGUCUCUCCUGGGGGGCUGACCUACAUUGCCGAGUGGCGAGGGGGGAUUCUGGACCACAAGAUGGGGCACCUGGCCUGUUUCUCCGGGGGCAUGAUCGCCCUCGGCGCUGAGGAUGCCAAGGAAGAAAAGAGGGCCCGCUACCGAGAGCUCGCAGCCCAGAUCACCAAGACGUGCCACGAAUCGUACGCCCGCUCAGAUACCAAACUGGGGCCGGAGGCCUUCUGGUUUAACUCCGGCAGAGAGGCCGUGGCCACACAGCUGAGCGAGAGCUACUACAUCCUGCGGCCUGAGGUGGUGGAGAGUUACAUGUACCUGUGGCGACAGACCCACGACCCCAUCUACAGGGAGUGGGGCUGGGAAGUGGUGACGGCCCUGGAGAAAUACUGUCGAACAGAAGCCGGUUUCUCCGGGAUCCAAGACGUGUACAGCAGCAUUCCCAACCACGACAACAAACAGCAGACCUUCUUUCUAGCGGAGACACUAAAGUAUCUCUAUCUUCUGUUCUCUGAAGACGAUGUGCUCUCCCUGGAAGACUGGGUGUUCAACACGGAGGCCCACCCCCUCCCCGUGAACCACUCGGACAGCCCCGGCAGGGGCGGGGGCCAACUCUGACCCCACCUCCCUGCCGCUCCCGGGGCCCGGAGGGUCGCCUUGCCUUUUCAGGACUUGGGACUGUUCUCAAAGGGAUUGGGAACGUAGGCCCCAUUCUGGGCAGACCCAGGGCACAGGUGUCGGACCAGCAACUUCCUUUCCUCUGUGAGGAGACAGGACUUGGAGACGCAGCAAAUGUCGCACCAGGCCCAGACUUUCCUUCCUAUGGAGAAUUUCUAUGAAACCCACUCACUUGCCAUCCCAGGGCCCAAUGACUGGAGGUCUGCCUAUUGUCGCCAUGUAUUUGGGUCACUUCCGUUCAUGUGGGGAGGGUUUUUUUUUCAUUUGUUUUGCUUGAUUUUGCCUUUUCUCUGCAGUUGUGUUUUAUCACAAAUUAUAUGCUUUCAAAAUCAUGUGCUUUCACACGCAGUAUCGUCUUGAUGAACUAAACCUUAAAGUGUUUGCAGACACAAACCUUGACCCUGUUUUCUAUAUUUUAAAUGCCUUUUGCCCAACAUGUACGAUACGUUCAACUAUGUGGCAUUUACCUUAUAAUUUGAGGAGGCGCUGCCUUUUGAUUUGGGCCUAAAUGUUAACGAAUCACUAGUGCUAUUUUCAUUAUUGUAAUGGAAAAAUCUGUAAACUUACAAUAAAAGAGUUUAUUGAAUAAGAAA